UAUGGAAAAUCAUUGGAGUGGGGAGAAAUUGGUUUUGGGGUAUAUUUAUUUUGAACUACAAUUAGUUGCUAGUGUUUAAUUGAAGCAGCGGGCCAUCAGCUUCUUUGUGCAAUGUUCUAGAGUUCGCUUAACAACGCCACGUUCGCCGAUUGUUUCGAGUUUAGUUUCGGUAGCCGAUAAUUCGAUGGAUUUUCGCCUUUUCUCGACUGAAAAACACAGACAACCCGACGUCGGACAUAAAUAAAAAACUGUGGGUGCCAGGUGGGUGGUGUUUUGCUGCUGGAAGUCGAGCUCCCCUAAAACAACUUGGAGGGAAAACACCAGCCAGCGCCGGAAAGGCAAUAAAACUUAAUUUCCCUGACAGAAGUACGAUAAAAACGCACAGGAGAGAUGAAAAUCCAUUUUCGGGAACAGUACGGAAGGAAGGGUGAGGAAAUCCUCUAUGUGACGCCAGCAGAUCAGAGCAACAUCGUUAGGGUUCCGCUGUGUGGCGAUAAGCUGGUCAUCCAGGAGAAGUUCCUGCUUUUCCGCGUGCUGCAAAAGGUCUUCCUGCCCAAGGGCUAUCCGGAUAGUGUGAGCGAGGAUUAUGCGGCAUAUCAGAUCUGGGACACGGCUCAGGCCUUUUGCAGCACCAUCUGCGGCACCCUGUGCACCCAUGCCAUCCUGAAGGGAAUCGGCGUGGGCAGUGAGAACAUCAAUGCGUUUUCCGCCACGGUCACCUGGAUUUUGAAGGAGGGCAGCGGACAUGUAGGCCGAAUACUCUUCGCCUGGUGGCAAGGCUCUCAAUUGGAUGUCGACUCGAAGAAGUGGCGUUUGCGGGCCGAUUUCCUUAACGAUCUGGCCAUGGGCAUCGAGAUCUAUGUGCUUCCCAAGUAUCCGCAUUUCAGCACCCAAAUCCUGUGCUGUUCCACAAUGCUCAAGGCGAUUGUGGGCGUGGCAGGAGGAGCUACUAGAUCGGCGUUGACCCAGCACCAUGCCUUGCGUGGCAAUCUGGCGGAUGUGGCCUCCAAGGAUAGUUCGCAGGAGACGUGCGUGAAUCUGGUGGCCUCCUUUGUGGGACUGUAUCUCCUAACGCUGAUCAAGAGUCAGGCUGUCCUCUACACCGUCUUCUCCGUGGUAGUCAGUCUGCAUCUAUACGCCAAUCUCAAGGCGGUACGCGCGGUUUGUCUGCGAACCUUCAACGAAUCGCGCUAUUUGAUUGCUCUAGAGGAGUUCUUUCGGUCAUCAAGGAUGCUCAGUCCACAGCAGGUCAACGCAAUGGAGCGGGUCACAGUUGGAAAGACGGUUUCCGUGUCACUGAACAUUAAGUUGGGACUGAGCGUAAAGAAUAUGAUUGACGAGUAUAAGAGCAGCAGCGUCAUUGAAAACAUAGUAUCCUCCUUUGAUCCCCACGAGCACUUUAUCAUAGCGGAGACCAAAAAAUGUUUGGGCGUGUAUCUGCACUUUGAAACGCGUCCGCAGGAUGUGCUCAAGGCUUACUUCUUUGCAGUGUCCUAUCUGCAGAUCAAGGAGAAGUACUGGGACAUACAGACCAAGUGGCAGGAGUUUCUGGCGCUGGCGCAGCAGGAAGGUUGGCUUGUCCAUCAGCAUUUGCUACUGGUGGACGAGUUCCGUUUGGACUGGAAGGUGUAGAAGGAUGCUGACUCUCAAUGCUUGAGUUCCAACUGAUUUGCUUGCUUUGACCUGUACAAUUGAUUUCAUUCGGUCUUCAUUAUCAUUCUCACAUAUCUCCCAUGGCUACCAUUGAUAUUAACUAAGUGCUAUUGAUAUUUACCUAGAUUUAGCUUUGUGAAACUCGUUCGCACUCGAACAUCUUCCAUCUAACUCUGCCUUAGCACAAAUUAAUGUUUGUAACCGAUAUUUGAUAAGAUAUUUACCCCUGCUUUUACCCAUGAAUUUAUCGGAAGGCAUUAUUUCAAUUACUAGCUGCUAAUAAGACUAGAAGGGAAACGAAAAGAAACACAAGAAUCUAUUUUGUAAGGACUUAUUGUAUGUAAGCUUUUCGAUAUAUCGAGAGCUAUUGUACUUUUUAGAUCAUAAUCAAGGAAAAUCUCACAACGAAACUACGGAAAAACCAGCAAAUGCAUUCUGGGCAAAAAGUGUACAAAGUUUUAAGCUUCUUUUAUGACAAACGUGCAAUAUUUAUUUAAUUAUUAGCUUCGAAUAUCUAGAACUAAGUUGGCGUCCAUUUUAGCUUAACCAUAAUGCUUUUCAAUUAAUGCAAUACAUGAACUAUGUGCAUACCGUCUCACCACGCAAAUGAUUUUAAUGAAACAAAUGAAUAAAAAUAAA
Messenger RNA from Drosophila gunungcola (fruit fly), 2292 nucleotides. Its product is annotated as RUS family member 1. The record is from RefSeq and is a predicted model, not a curated record. Lineage: Eukaryota; Metazoa; Arthropoda; Insecta; Diptera; Drosophilidae. The transcript is spliced from 4 exons. The coding region runs from base 391 to 1632 and encodes 413 amino acids.